AUGGCAUCCUCAGCUCGUCAGACGAUUUCGCAGGCCCUUCGAGGCUCAGGCAGCAAGCUGCGCCAGUCCAGCACCAGCACGCUAGCUGUCCCCGAAACGGGUGUCAAGAGGCCUUCGUAUCGAUACAAAUACCUUUCCGAACCACAUACCGCUGCAAUCAUCCCAUGUCCAUUCAAUGGCGGUCAAGGCCGCAAAGGCGUCGAGCUCGGUCCUAAUCGUCUCAUCCAAGCUGGACUCCCUUCCCAGCUCACUUCCCUCGGCUGGAGCGUCUCAUACGACCCUUCCGAAGACCCCCGUGAGGCAGUCGCCCCGCCGCUACCCGAGGGAGAUGCGCCCAUCGGAAGGAUGAAGAACCCGAGGCUGGUCAGUGAGGUGAACAGGAAGCUGAUGGGACGGGUGGGGGAUGCGGUGGGGAAGGGGUGGCUGCCUGUCACGUUGGGAGGGGAUCAUAGUCUGGGUAUGGGAACAGUAGCGGGUACCAAGUCGGUCCACCCCGAUGCUGCGCUGAUAUGGGUGGACGCACACGCCGACAUCAAUACCCCCGAAACCACUCCCUCUGGAAAUCUACACGGCCUGCCCGUCUCCUUCCUCCUCGGUCUGUCAGGGACGGACGUCGCGCCCUUCAACUCAUGGAUGAAGCCUUGUCUCAGACCGACCGAUAUCGUGUACAUUGGUCUCCGCGACGUCGACGAGGGCGAGAAACGCCUGCUCCGCGAGAACGGCAUCCGCUGCUUUACGAUGCACGAGGUCGACAAGUACGGAAUCGGCAGGGUGAUGGAGAUGGCGCUAGACCAUGUGAUGGGUGGGAGGGAGAUGCCACUGCAUCUGAGCUUUGAUGUGGAUGCGCUGGACCCGACUGUUGCGCCCAGUACUGGUACACCUGUCAGAGGCGGUCUGACGUUCCGAGAGGGACACUACAUCACCGAGGCGGUAGCAGAGACAGGCUGCUUGGUGGCUUUGGACAUUAUGCGUCAGGAGGUCAACCCAUCCUUGAAGGACUCGAUGUCAGCGGACGAGACGGUAGCGGUAGGGUGCAGUCUUGCGCGCGCGGCUUUGGGUGAGACCUUGCUGUAA
Molecule: messenger RNA, 1074 nt
Organism: Dioszegia hungarica
Lineage: Eukaryota; Fungi; Basidiomycota; Tremellomycetes; Tremellales; Bulleribasidiaceae
Product: putative arginase
Exons: 8
Coding region: 1-1074 (357 amino acids)
Cellular component (GO): cytoplasm; nucleus; cytosol
Molecular function (GO): arginase activity; manganese ion binding
Source: RefSeq, a predicted model, not a curated record